Molecule: messenger RNA, 2751 nt
Organism: Melopsittacus undulatus (budgerigar)
Lineage: Eukaryota; Metazoa; Chordata; Aves; Psittaciformes; Psittaculidae
Gene: MYCBPAP
Product: MYCBP associated protein
Exons: 19
Coding region: 33-2714 (893 amino acids)
Source: RefSeq, a predicted model, not a curated record
GCGCAGCGCCCGCGGGCAGCGGCGUUGUUGCCAUGGCGCCCGGCCGCGGAGCACGGCGGGGAAGCUUCGCUGAGCAUGGGGGGCCCCGGCCUGGGCUGACCCGGAGGGAGACCCCGGCCAGCAGCUCACAGGACAAGAAAGAAGAGACACAUGAAUCACCCCCCUCAACAACUGCAGAAGAGCCGGAGCCUGUUCCAUGUGGUCUGCAAGAAGAUGACAUCCAGGCGCUUGCCAUUAAGGUGGAGGACCUGGAGAAGCUUCAUGCUCCGCGUCCUCCCCAAGGUGCUGGGAAAGCUUCAGUCAGGAAGAAAUACUUUGUUCGGAAGCACCAGCCCAAAGAGACAAAGGAGACGCAGCUCCUUGUGGCCUGUCCUGCCUUCCCAGAGGUGCCCACAGGACCACUGACAUUUGCUGGAGCAGGACAGUUUGGUGAUGGCUGUGAAAAGAUUCUCCCUCAUCACAUUUUGGGGACCCUCCAGGAGUUCAAGACGGAAGCUUUGGCCAGAGGAAACACUCGGUUAGCAGAUCUUAUUGAGGUUUCUCAUCCAGAUGUUACUGCAGCAGCUUUAAAAGAGAAACAUGGAGGAGAGAAGAAGAAAAAGGUUCAUCAGACCUCACUAGAAGAGCACAAAGCUCUCCAAAACUGGUAUCAUAAUAUGGCAAUCAGGAAGAAGCAGGAGAAAUAUAUAGGAGAAGUCCUUCAGAGGCCAGAGAAUGAAUUGUUGAUGAGUGUCUCAGAGGGUUACAGGCAAAUCCAGGAAGAACGUGACCUCAUUGACAGGACUCUCCCUGCCCUGCUUCCUGGAAAGGGCUACCGAAAAGGAAGCGAAUUCUGGAGCCAGCCCGAGCGUAUUGGAAGUGAACUCACGGGCCUGACAAUGACCUUGACUCAGAGCGAACGUGGCUACCCAGAGCCAGUCACUCACGUGGGGAAACCCCACACUGUCCGGAUGGAGACAGGCCUGAAGCCUCCAAAGAGGAUUCCCUUCCAUCUAACCUGGGAUGAGAGUCUUUUCCUGAAACAACGGCGGCAGGAGCUAAAAUCUAUCCUAGAGGAGCUAGAUUUCUAUAAGCCGGAUCUGGAUGGGCUGGAGGUGAUCGGUAAAGGGCAGCCUUUCACAUCUGUCUCAACAGAGCCUAUUCCAUGUCUCAUCAUUUCUCAAGAGUCUGAGACAUAUGAGAGCCUAAGCAGUGACUCCUUAAGUGACCACUCCUUUGCAGCUCCAGAAGGCAUACUGGGUCCCUCUCUAGUUUUCUGUGGCCAGCCUGCUCGUUGGAUCAACUGCAGCACUUACAGGGAUCUAACUGGCAUUGCUGCCCGGCUCACCUUUGAGACUUUGGCUGGUGAAAAAGCUGAAAGUCCCCUGACAGUGAGCAAUAAUGGCACAGCUGCCAUCUGGUAUAACUGGAUGAGGCUUCCCCACAAGAUUCCCUCCAGAGAACGCAAGGGGAAGAGGAUGCAGUGUUUUUACUUUGAUACCAGACCAGGUGUAAUUUUGCCUGGAGAGACGAGGCAGUUCUCCUUUAUUUUCAAGUCAGAGAGAGUAGGCAUUUUCAGCGAGGCCUGGGAAUUCAGGACACAUCCCCUGUUAUUAGCAGGAGCAGUGCUGCAGGUGACCCUUUGGGGAAUUGCUGUGUCUGAGGAUAAACUGGCUGACCUCAGAGAGAAACUGGAGAGUGACCUGGCUGCUCGAGAAGGUGCUGCUAUAGUAGAAGAGAACAUAAAGGAACUUCUUGACCGAAUUCGGACCCCGGAGCGCACCCCAUCUCCUGUGGAUGCCUAUGUCACCGAGGAAGAGUUGUUCCACCGGAAGAAUCCCGAGUUGCAUUAUCAGUACGAAGUGGUAAAACAGCUGCAUGAACUGUGGAGACAGCACAUGACUGAGGAGAAAGUGCCCUUGGGCCAGACCAGUGUGGAGGACAGGCAGUACCAGGAGACUGGUGCAGAGGGUCCCUCUGCUCAGAGCAGCAUCAUAGAGAUCCUGGGUUGGAGGAAUUCAUGCGAGCAAACUCCGAGUCAAAUGUUGGAUGUGGAGGAGAAAGAACCAGCCCCUUCAGGAUGGAACCUUUCCUUAGAGGACUUCAAGCAGGCUAUAAUGUCAAUCCCCAUGGAAGAGCAGCGGGAAGCAGCGCUGGCCCAACUCAAUAAGGCAGCACUGGACCUGUGUGUUCAACAGAGGCCAACUCAGUCAGACCUUUUGCAUCAAACCUGUCUCCAGCUGUGGCGUGAAACAAUUGAUGCUCUGGUGGGUGCCUCUAUGAAGCUGAGAUCCCUGCUUGGCUUGCCUGAGAAGGACACCUAUAUAAAAGCUUCAGAGGAGCCAGUGGAAAUAAAGGUACCUGUGAAAGGAGACAGAAUAACCAGCAAGAGAGAGGACAGGAGGUUAUUUGGUGGGAAGGACAGAGAAGGCAAAAGAAGAACAAAGACAGGGAAAGAGGAACGUCCAAGCAGCAGAAAGUUAAGAGGAAAAGAUGAUAAAAAGGUUAAAUCUUCCGUUUCAUUGCUGGACAUGAAAGGGGGAGCGCAGACCAUGGAGGGAGCUGAACCUCCGUGGGAGCAGAUGGACCCUGUUUUGCUUGGGAUAUACCAGGAAAAACUUUAUAUUGAAGUUUAUGGGCUGCUGGAUUCAAUGGUGAGCAAAAUGGUUUCUUUCUUUGAGGAGCUAAAGAAACAAGAUGCUCUCAAGUGGGAGGGUGAAGCCCUUAAUAAUUAGAGACUUUUAAACCAAUAAAUAACCACAUUUACACAGA